AUGUCAGGAAAAGUUUAUUUCAUCUCUGGUGGUAACCGUGGUAUUGGUUUCGAAUUCGUUAAACAAUUGUCUUCAAAUCCAGAAAACACUAUCAUUGCAAGUGCUAGAGAUCCUGCGAAAGCUGCUGAACUUCAAAAUUUAGUUGAUGCUCAAGAAAACAUUAAAGUUGUUAAGUUAGAUGUCUCUGAUAAGGCUUCAAUUGACUCUUUGGAUGCCCAGUUAAAAAAUGUUGCUAAAGAUGGUAUUGAUGUUUUGAUCUCAAAUGCUGGUAUUGCUCAAUCUUUCGAAACUGCCAUUAAUACUGAUCAAGAAACUUAUGAAAAACAUUAUAGAACAAAUGUUCUUGGUCCAAUCUUUUUAACAAAAGUCGUUUACCCUUAUUUGAAAUUGAAAGAAACAAGACACUUGGUUUACAUUUCAAGUUUAGCCGGUUCAAUUGGUGCUCAAAUUCCAUUCACCACCUCUGCUUAUGGUCAAUCAAAAGCUGCUUUGAACUACAGUAUUAAAGAAAUCAGUUUUGAAUUAGGUGCCGAGAAUUUCAUUGCUGUUGCAUUACAUCCAGGUAUGGUUGAAACCGAUAUGGGUAAAGUUGGUAUUGAGUGGUUCUCAAAGAAUAGCCCUGAAGUUAUGGAUGCUUUCAAACAAAUUCCAGUUCUUUCACCGGAAGAGAGUGCAAAAGCUCAGUUGGAAAACGUAAUCUUGAAGUUAAACAAGGACUUGAAUGGUAAGUUUUUGGACUAUGAAGGUAAUGAACAAAUAUUUUGA
Molecule: messenger RNA, 765 nt
Organism: Hansenula anomala
Lineage: Eukaryota; Fungi; Ascomycota; Saccharomycetes; Phaffomycetales; Wickerhamomycetaceae
Product: SDR family oxidoreductase
Exons: 1
Coding region: 1-765 (254 amino acids)
Source: RefSeq, a predicted model, not a curated record